AUGACGACACAAGCUCCAGCCCUCACAACGGCCUUCACACCCGCCAAGUCAUGCUUCCAGUAUUACAAGUACAGAUACACAGGCACUGAACUCACAUGUUUAGAGGGCGGCACCGGUGCGCCCAGCGCGUGCACCUACAUGCAGCUGGGUCCCUCAGGUAGCGACGCAAACUGCUUCCCCAGCAGCAUGGAACUCGGCUCAACAUUUUACUACUCCCCUGGUAUAUGUCCCAGCGGAUUCGAAGUCGCAUGUAGUUCAACUGUCGGCGGCGAGACGAGAGCGACGUGUUGUCCAAGUUCAUUUAGUUGUCAAACUGAGACGGGCUGGCCUUGGUACAGCACUGAUCUGUGCACCAUCUCGAUCCCACGCACGGUCGAGGUGAUAGUUUCCGAAUCAGUUGUCGGAGGAGAUUGGAAGAGGACUACUGUUAGUGGAGCUGCGGCUAAUGCUAUUGGUAUUCCCAUCCGAUGGCAUUCCUCCGAUUUCGCGUCCACCACGACUGGGGCAAGGACUUCUGCAACGGGCAGCGUGACGGAAACAAGUUCUUCCUCUACAGGAACUUCCUCGAGUGAUUCUUCAUCAGAUAACGGGGGUUUGAGCACUAGAGCGAAGGCAGGCAUUGGUGCUAGCGUUGGAGUGGCAGUUCUUGCUGGACUGGCUGCACUUGGCUGGUUUGUGCUUCGAGCGAGGAGGGCUAAGCAGGCAAAUAUGGUGGCUGCACCCGGGGGAGAGGAGGCUAAGGAAUCUACAAUGCAGCAGCAACAGCAUCCAUGGGAGCUUGAUAGUCACGAGGCUAUGAUCCCGGCCGAGCUACCGUCAGACAGUGUAAAUCAUAUCAGGUAUAAGUAA
Messenger RNA from Fusarium fujikuroi IMI 58289, 849 nucleotides. RefSeq lists its product as uncharacterized. The coding region runs from base 1 to 849 and encodes 282 amino acids. The record is from RefSeq and is a predicted model, not a curated record. The transcript is spliced from 2 exons. NCBI's taxonomy places the organism in Eukaryota, Fungi, Ascomycota, Sordariomycetes, Hypocreales, Nectriaceae.